Paramuricea clavata is the source of this 2580-nucleotide messenger RNA. The record is from the annotation of a GenBank genome assembly. NCBI's taxonomy places the organism in Eukaryota, Metazoa, Cnidaria, Anthozoa, Malacalcyonacea, Plexauridae.
AUGAGCGAGUCAAAAGCAGUCCCAAAAAUAUUUUAUAUUUUCUUAAUUGUCUCAUUCUCAAGUGGAUUCUCCAUCAUUUGCUUCACAGACUUGCGCACAGCCCCAGCGGGAAAAAUCCUGCAAUUUAAAGCUAAGGCCUACCCGUAUAAAUGGCCUCUACGAACUGGGCUACUGGUACUGCUGUUACUGAUAACCGUCUUAGCAUUUGUGGCCACGCUGAAGGGGAUACAUAGACUCAAUAUCGUUCUAGCUGCUCUCAUAUUUAUCUUGUUGAUUGUGGAAGUUUCCUUCGCGGGAAAACACUUAACUUGGCGUAACGAACAGACACGUAUAGUAAAACAGCAAGGGGAUGGUAAUACUAUGCUACAGCAAUAUGGCGUUGACCCAGCUAUCACAAAAAUCAUGGAUUUUGUUCAGACCUCAUAUUCGUGUUGUGGAAUAACAGAUUACCGAGACUGGGCAACCACAAACUGGGCAGCGAUAGUUGUAAGUAUUAAAUACAGUUGAGUAGUAACUAUUCCUGGGUUUCGGCAGGGUAUUCUAUCUUUCUUUUCAGGGCAUUCAUUCUAUAGUUCUCUAUCUAUCUACUAACCCUCCAGCUAUUCAAAAACAGCAAUGGCACUCAAGAGUCUGAGAAGCUCAGAUUGAAUCUCCACUCAUUGAGUGUGAGUGAGCUUUUAGAAUACGGGCGUAAAUCUCUCAAUUCUAUUUAUCUCCAAAUACAAGACUACUACAUAUAAUGAAAAGAAUUAACAUUAUUUUCUCACUCUGAUAACUGCAGCCCAUAAAAGAGUUUCAAUAUUAAUUAUAAGUAGAUUUCACUAAGCACUAUCGUCAACCUGCAGUUAUCAGAGUGAGAAUUGGGAAUAUAAUGUUAACUCGAUCUAUUACGAAAGUCACCGAACUGUGGAAUCGCAUCAAAAAUUCGUAUAUCGACCACUCCCACAAACGUCUACGACCGCGCCUACAUAGUUUUGCACGUUUACAAUUCUAAUUUUAAACAGCCAAUUACCAAGAAUCUGAUUGGCUGUUCAAAAUUAGAAUUGUAAACAUGCAAAACUAUGUAGUCGAAUGUAGGCGUGGUCGUAGACGUUUGUGGGAGUGGUCGAUAUACGAAUUUUUGAUGCGAUUCCACAGUUCGGUGAUUUUCGUAAUAUUAUAUGUAGUAAUCUUGUAUUUGGAUAUAAAUAAAUACAAUUGGAAGAUGUAGUUUAAUUAGCCAUUUCCCAAAGUCCUGGGUCUAGUCGCGCGAAUCCCAGGUUGGAGGGACAAGAAAUCAGGCCUUAAAAUAUCGGUCGGUCACGGACAUUGUUCGACCCAUUCGUGAAAUUGUCCGACGUAAAGAGGAAACCACCGGACAUUCUGUCCGACCUAAGUGAAACUGAAGUUUAUUGUUUGUCCGACCCGAAAAUGUAUUGGUGUCCGACCGAACUGUAGCUUUGUCGAACGUAAAUCAAAAUGUACACUACUCUAGGACUAGAGGCUCGUAUGCUAAAUGGAGAAUCAGAGUAGUGCAUAAAAAGUGAACUGGAAAUGUUGUUUUAAAAUUAAUGUAAAUCGAGGGCGGGGCGGCGAACGAAAUGAUGAAAGUGGAAAAUGAGCUUAAGUUGUCAAACUCUUACUGCUUUUCUUAGCAAGCAAGUUAAUUUUGGCUUGGAAAUUGACGGGUCCACAACAUUUGCCGUUCAGAAUUAAUACAUUGUGCUGAUAUUAAUUUGCGUCAUUCAGACUUAUUUCCGAGCCAAACUGAACUGAAGGUCAUCGGACAUCAUCAUACAUAUGUCCAACCCAAACUCAAAGUCAUCAGACAUUUUGUCAGACGGUCCUGUAAAAUAUAUUUUAAGGCCUGCAAGAAAUAUGGCAGCACACAUUUAAAUUAAAUGUUUAAUGUAAAACGGAGAUAUUUCAUUUUUGGUCGUCUAAAUGUUUGAUAGUAGAUACUUCUACUCUUUCACAUAUUUAACGUCUGUCACUAUAUAUUUUAUCCCUCCAAACGUUCCCAGAAUGCACUGUGAUCUCUUUUGGGAAAAGGCUAAUUUGCUUGUUCUUAUAAAUGUCGACAUUCCCAGGCAACCCACCAAGACUACGAACUAAAAUGUUGUUUUUCGUUUCUUUCAGCUAAAACAAAAUGCGGUUCCAACAUCGUGUUGUAAGAUGCCUGGGCCAGCAUGUGGCGAUGACUUAGACAUUAAAGACCCAUUUGAGAACAUUUUUGUUCAAGGUUGUACCCAACUUUUAUACUUCAGUAAAACCAGUGAUCACGACCAUGGUGGGGUGGGCAUGGCUGUGUUAUUUCUCCACUGGUGUUCUGUGGUCACCUGUGUCAUACUGGCGUGUGCGGUCCCCUAUUCCAGCGGUCUUUCUCCGGCCCAGGCUCUUGCCGGUGAAGAACCGGAGAAGAAACCUGAAGGUGGUGCGGGAAAAAGCCCUAAAAAGCAGGCAAAGUCAAGUGAUAAGAAGAGGACUGGAGAUGAGUUAUUUGAAGAGGAAAACAAAGCGCCCAAAGGAGCGAGAAAUUUAUUGAUCGAUAAAUCUGAACUUGAAAACGAGUCUGAGACUUUGGACACGAGCGGCCCUUAA